UUCUUAAACCGGUCGACAGACUAAAGAAUGUUUCAUUCAGUGGAAUAGCUUUAUUCUCCAACUGAAAGCCAGUCACCACGUUGUACUAAUCGCCUGAGAGUUCUUUGCGCAUGCUCUGCAUUUUCCUUCCACAAAAAUGGAUCGUUGGCGAGGUCGCACAGCGCUGGUGACGGGAGCAUCCUCCGGUAUCGGACUGGCCGCGGCGGAAACACUGGCACGCCAGGGAAUGAAUGUCAUCGGAUGUGCCCGGAAUCUGGAAAAAAUCGAGGCGUUAAACAACACCCUCCCCAAAGGCUCCGGUACCGUGCGCGCCAUCAAGUGCGAUAUCACCAAAGAGGAGGACAUCAAGCGCAUGUUCGCGGAGAUCGAGAAAACCCACAAACACGUGGACGUUCUUGUGAAUAAUGCCGGCAUGGCCAAAACCGAUACGCUAGUGACCGGCAGCGCGGACCAGUGGCGCGAGAUGAUUGAUGUAAACGUUAUGGGAUUGUCUAUCUGCGCGCGUGAAGCGCUACGAUUGAUGACCAAGGACCAGAUCACCGACGGUCAUAUUAUAAACAUCAACAGCAUGGCGGGACAUGCUGUGCCUCCGUGGGCUACCGCCCACUUUUACUCGGCUACCAAACACAUGGUCAUCGCGCUCACGGAAGCUCUGUACCGUGAAGUGAAGGAAAUUUCCAAAAAGAUCCGCGUAACGAGCAUUAGCCCGGGUGGUGUGCAGACCGACUUCGGCAACCGAUGGGUUGGUGAGGAGAAUGUCAAGAAGCUGGCGCUCUCCGGCUCCGGUAUGAAGCUCCUGGAGGCGCAGGACAUUGCCGAUGCCAUUGCUUAUGUCGUCAACGCGCCGCCGCAUGUGUGCAUCAAGGAGCUUAUUAUUGCUCCCACGGAGCAGCCGGCGAUGUAGACCUUGCUUUAUGGUAUCGACACUUGUUGUAUGACGCAUAGUUGUAUUUUCUGUAUUGCUAGAUUGGUAUUAAUUUUCCGGAUUUUGUGUACAAGGAAAACUUCAACCCGAACAAUAUUAUACAGCAUGCA
Messenger RNA from Paramacrobiotus metropolitanus, 1035 nucleotides. Its product is annotated as dehydrogenase/reductase SDR family member 11-like. The transcript has 5 exons. The record is from RefSeq and is a predicted model, not a curated record. The coding region runs from base 137 to 904 and encodes 255 amino acids. Lineage: Eukaryota; Metazoa; Tardigrada; Eutardigrada; Parachela; Macrobiotidae.